AUGGGACAGACUCAGACUACCCCCUUAAGCAUUAUGGUUGAUCAUUUUAAAGAGGUUAAGGGAAGAGCUAACAACCUUAGUGCAGAAGUGAGGAAGGGCCGAUGGCAAACUUUCUGUUCCAGCGAGUGGCCGGCUCUUAAUGUCGGGUGGCCGCCGGAGGGGACCCUCGACCUCCCCACCAUCCGCCGGGUCAGAGAAAUCGUUUCUCGGCCAAAGGGAGGCCAUCCUGAUCAGCUCCCUUACAUUAUUACUUGGCAGGACCUCAUGGAGGACCCCCCCUCCUGGCUUAAGCCGUUCCUGGCUCCGCGCCCUGCGGAACCGGAGCCCAUUCUUGCCUUACAGGAAGCAGAAAAGAAGAAAGAGAAAGAAGCCACCCCACCAUCGGCCCUGGCUCCCCUCUACCCGGUUUUGCAGGGGGGAGCUGGGGAAGAGCUAAUCUUUCCUCCCCCGUACCAGCUUCUCAGGUUGCUGGAGAGAGGCGGUGUUUUAGCGGCAGCAGUGGGCGGUGUUCCGGCAGCAGCAGUGGGCGGUAGGGAACUGCAUGUUGCAGUCCCCGACUCCACUAUUAAGACUCUGCCCUUGCGAGCCGCGGGUCCCCCAGAUGCGGAUGGCAAUCAGCCCCAUCACUACUGGCCUUUUGCCACCAGUGACCUUUAUAACUGGAAGGCACAGAACCCUAAAUUCUCCGAGAAGCCAGCGGGGCUUAUCGACUUGUUGGAUUCUGUCCUUUUCACCCAUCAACCCACGUGGGAUGACUCUCAACAGCUAUUGCAGGUCCUGUUCACAACGGAAGAGAGAGAAAGAAUCCUCAAUGAGGCUCGGAAGGUGGUUCCUGGCGUGGACGGGAACCCAACCACUAACCAGUCCCUGAUUGAUGUCUCCUUUCCCUUAACUAGACCUGACUCAGAAGGUAAGGAGAGGCUCCGAAUUUACCACCAGACUCUAAUGAGGGGUCUCCGCAUGGCUACUAGAAGGCCUACCAAUUUGACCAAAGUAGGGAACGUGCAGCAGGAAAGGGAUGAGUCUCCGGCUGCCUUUUUAGAACGGAUCAUGGAGGCCUACCGCACUUACACCCCCAUGGACCCAGAAGCCCCUCAGAAUAAGGCAGCUGUAGCCAUGAGUUUUAUAAACCAGUCAGCCGCAGACAUCAGAAAGAAAUUGCAGAAGGUAGAUAGAUUAGGAGAAAAAAGUCUUAGGGACUUGCUGGAGGUGGCCGAGAAAGUGUACAAUAACCGGGAGUCCCCGGAAGAUAGGCAAGCCCGCGCCAUGGCCGCUGCCAGUGACAAGCAGACCCGGAACCUGGCCAAGAUCCUGCUAGCCACUACCACAGAUUCCUCUGAGAAGCGGACUCGCCGCCUUCGCCAGCUCGCAGAUGACCAAGAAAAAGGUAAGAGGGCCGUCAAGGGCAGGAAAAAGAAGCUGCAGUGGAACCAGUGUGCUUACUGCAAAGAGAUAGGACACUGGGCCCGGGAGUGCGCAAAGAAAGGCGGUAAGAAGGGAAACAAGACGGACCAAGUAGAAGUCUUAGAACUAGAAGAGUUAAGUGACUAGGGGAGUCGGGGUUCGGACCCCCUCCCCGAGCCCAGGGUAACUCUUAGAGUGGAGGGGACCCCCGUUGACUUCCUUGUGGACACUGGGGCCCAACAUUCGGUCCUUCGUACACCUCAGGGGAAACUAGCCAACAAGAAAUCCUGGGUGCAAGGGGCGACUGGCAUGAGCCAGUAUUCAUGGACUACCCGAAGAACAGUAGACCUAGGAACGGGCCGGGUAUCCCAUUCAUUUAUGGUAAUACCAGAAUGCCCCUACCCCCUACUAGGACGGGACUUACUAACCAAGAUUGGAGCCCAAAUAACUUUCAAACAAGGGGGGCCCCAGGUCACCGAUGGUAAAGGCCACCCCAUCCAGGUUCUGACUCUGAGACUGGAGGAUGAGUAUCGUCUCCAUCAGGGAACGCUCCCAGUAGAAAUUACUGUGGACAGAUGGCUACAAGAAUUCCCCACAGCAUGGGCAGAGACGGGGGGGGUUGGACUGGCUGCUCACAGGGCCCCAACCCUGGUGGAGCUAAAACCUGGAGAAGGCCCAAUAAGAGUCAAGCAGUACCCUAUGACCCAGGAGGCCCGGAAGGGAAUCCAGCCUCACAUACGGAGAUUGCAGAGCCUGGGGGUGCUGGUCCCAUGCCAAUCUGCCUGGAACACCUCCCUCCUGCCGGUCAGGAAGCCACACACAAAUGACUACCGGCCAGUACAGGACCUCCGGGAAGUAAAUAAAAGAGUCAUAGAUAUACACCCAACUGUUCCUAACCCAUACACUCUUCUAAGUUCUUUGCCGCCCUCUAAAGUCUGGUAUACGGUAUUAGACUUAAAGGAUGCCUUCUUCAGCCUGCCGCUAGCGCCUCAAAGCCAACCCUUGUUUGCCUUUGAAUGGCAUGACCCGGAAGAGGGCUACAGUGGACAGUUAACCUGGACGCGACUGCCCCAAGGGUUCAAGAAUUUGCCUACCAUCUUCGACGAGGCACUGCAUGAGGACCUCGGUGAGUACAGAAGAGAGCACCCCAGUAUUACCCUCCUACAGUACGUAGAUGACAUCCUGAUUGCUGCCGAUACCGCCGAAGACUGCGAGCAGGGGACCAGGGACCUGUUGGCCACCCUGGGGACCUUAGGGUAUCGGGCCUCCGCGAAGAAAGCUCAAAUAUGCAAAGAGAGGGUAAGUUACUUGGGAUACAUCCUAGAGGGUGGACGGGGACGGUUGUCAGAUGCUAGAAAAGAAACAGUCCUGAAAAUCCCUACUCCAGCCUCCCGGAGGGAAGUAAGGGAAUUCCUAGGGUCGGCUGGCUAUUGUCGCCUCUGGAUACCAGGUUUUGCUGAGAUCGCCAGGCCCCUAUAUGAAGCUACCAAGGAGGGGAAAACAUUUAAAUGGACUGAAAAAGAAGAAACUGCCUUUAAUCAGAUAAAGACAGCCCUCUUGGCUGCUCCAGCCCUAGGGCUGCCAGACAUUUCUAAGCCCUUUCGCCUCUUUGUAGACGAACGCAAGGGAAUAGCAAAAGGAGUUCUAACUCAGGCUUUAGGCCCCUGGAGCCGCCCAGUAGCAUAGUUGUCCAAAAAGUUAGAUCCAGUAGCUGCCGGUUGGCCGCCGUGCCUGAGAAUCAUUGCAGCAACUGUGCUCUUAGUCAAGGAUGCCGACAAACUGACCCUAGAACAGGAGAUCUGGGUCACAACCCCACAUGCCAUUGAGGGGGUCCUAAAACAGCCUCCUAAUAGAUGGAUGAGCAAUGCAUGUAUGACCCACUAUCAAAGCUUACUGCUCAACCCUCCUAGAGUACGGUUCCUUCCAAGCGCAGCCCUUAACCCCGCUACCCUGCUGCCUGACCCCGACCUGGAUGCCCCGCUACAUGACUGUGCAGGAAUCCUGGAGCAGGUGCACGGACUUCGGAAGGACUUGACCGAUAGGCCCCUCCAUGACGCAGAGGCCACCUGGUUUACGGAUGGAAGCAGCUUCUUGCGAGACGGGUGCAGGUAUGCGGGUGCAGCAGUGGUUACCGACACAGACACUGUAUGGGCGGAGGCUCUGCGCCCUGGGACAUCAGCUCAACGAGCAGAACUUAUUGCACUCACCAAGGCAUUAACACUGGGGGCUGGGAAACGGCUUAACGUCUACACAGACAGCCGUUAUGCAUUUGCUACAGCUCAUGUUCACGGAGCGAUCUAUCAGGAAAGAGGGCUAUUGACAGCAGAGGGACGGACAAUAAAGAACAAGCAGGAAAUUCUCAACCUGCUUGAGGCCCUAUGGCUUCCCACUAAGCUAGCUAUUAUCCACUGCCAAGGGCACCAAAAGGCAGAUGACCCAAUAGCAAGAGGUAACCAGAAGGCUGAUCAGGCAGCCAAAGCAGCGGCCCUCACUUUGGUCCCUACCAUAACCUUACAACUACCAGACCCCGGGGACCCAGUUUUGCCAGAUCAGCCGAAGUACUCUCAGGAAGAGCUGCAGCGGAUCAGGAGGCUCCCCCACGUCCAGGAAAUAAAAGGAUGGUGGUACACACCAAACAAGGAGCUCAUCCUACCGGACUGGCUUGGGGUUACAGUGUUAGAGCGCAUGCACAGAUCCACCCACUUGGGAACCCGGAAAUUGAGAGACUUAAUCCAGCAUGCUAAAAUUAAAAUUCACCAACAAGACUCCAAAAUAAAUCAAGUUGUAGCCUCCUGCAAAACCUGCCAACUCACGAACGCAAGAGCUGGGUCAGGAGAACAAGGAACCAGACUCAGAGGCACCAAACCAGGGGCGCAAUGGGAGGUCGAUUUCACUGAAAUCAAACCAGGAAAGUAUGGUUAUAAAUAUCUUUUAGUAUUCAUAGACACCUUCUCUGGCUGGGUAGAGGCUUACCCAACCAAGCAUGAAACCGCCCAGACGGUCGCCAAGAAGCUACUGGAGGACAUUCUACCCAGGUAUGGUUUUCCAGCCAUGAGAGGAUCAGACAACGGACCAGCUUUCAUUUCACAGGUAAUGCAAGCGGUAGCCAAGGUCAUAGGGGCAGAUUGGAAAUUACAUUGUGCCUAUAGGCCCCAGAGCUCAGGGCAGGUAGAAAGAAUGAAUAGAACUCUAAAAGAGACCCUUACCAAAUUAACCAUGGAGACUGGCGGGGAUUGGGUGGCUCUCCUUCCAUAUGCCCUGUACCGGGUGAGGAACUCUCCUUACACCCUGGGUCUUACCCCUUUCGAGAUCAUGUUUGGCAGACCUCCCCCUAUCAUUCCUAACCUUAAGGCUGAACUCCUCGCUGAGUUUGAAAAUCAGGAAAUAUCUUUUCUCUUGAGAGGGCUCCAGAGGACGCACGAGGACAUUUGGCCGCGCCUCCGCGCCAUCUAUGAGGCUGGCCCAACCCCGACGCCUCAUCAGUACAGACCGGGAGACUGGGUGUUCGUCAAGAGGCACCGCCGGGAGACCCUUGAGCCACGUUGGAAGGGCCCCUACGUCGUCGUGCUGACUACACCCACCGCUCUCAAGGUAGACGGCGUCGCGACCUGGGUCCAUCACACCCACGUCCGCCCAGCUGACCCCUCUGCAGUCCAGGAGAACUUCAUCACGCGAUGGAGCAUCGAUCAGGACCAGUGCAACCCGCUCAAGCUCAAGCUACGGCGCGCUCGGCCUGCCUGA
Eptesicus fuscus (big brown bat) is the source of this 5145-nucleotide messenger RNA. RefSeq lists its product as uncharacterized. The record is from RefSeq and is a predicted model, not a curated record. Gene Ontology annotation, molecular function: zinc ion binding; RNA-DNA hybrid ribonuclease activity; aspartic-type endopeptidase activity. Gene Ontology annotation, biological process: proteolysis; DNA integration; virion assembly. Lineage: Eukaryota; Metazoa; Chordata; Mammalia; Chiroptera; Vespertilionidae.